Molecule: messenger RNA, 1452 nt
Organism: Astyanax mexicanus (Mexican tetra)
Lineage: Eukaryota; Metazoa; Chordata; Actinopteri; Characiformes; Acestrorhamphidae
Gene: cryba1b
Product: crystallin, beta A1b
Exons: 6
Coding region: 450-1046 (198 amino acids)
Biological process (GO): visual perception; lens development in camera-type eye
Molecular function (GO): structural constituent of eye lens
Source: RefSeq, a predicted model, not a curated record
UUGUUAAACGUUAAACAAUAAGUGUAAUUAGACAGUAAAUAACUCGAGUAAACACUAUGAUAUGUUCUUAAUAUGUUAAAGAACAGGGAUCAGAACCUGAAGGUUUGAAUUUCCAGGUUACAUCAGGUGAAAAGAGACCCACAUGAAUAGUGAAGUGUGAAGGCCAGUUAUGGUAUGGCUCCAUGGGCAGUGAUGUUUUCAAUGGGCGGAGCUAGUUUCAUUGUGAGGAGUGAGGUGGGAGAAUGAAAGGCCCACAGCUCAGCCUAGAGACAAAAGGGUGCCAAAGCAAAGUGCUGACGACAGCCCAGGUCCACAAGCCACGGAACCCCAUUCACCUCAGUCCUGUAUAAAUAGACCCACACACGCCUGGCCAGGAGACCACUUGGUGGGAAUUCCCCCCAGCGCACACAGCUCUUUCCUUGGGGUCAAUUAGUGCUGAGAUAUAAGACAUGGCUUCGACAACCCAGAUGAACAUGCCCAUGGGACCAUGGAAGAUCACCGUUUAUGACCAGGAGUGGUACCAGGGAAGAUGGUGGGAGUUCACUUCUUGCUGCAAGAAUGUCAUGGAGUACGGCCUGGAGAACAUCCGCUCCCUGAAGGUGGAAUGUGGAGCCUGGGUGGGUUAUGAGCAUUCCAGCUACAAUGGCCAACAGUUUGUCCUGGAGAAGGGAGACUACCCUUGCUUUGAGGCCUACAUGGGAAGCCAUGGCUAUCGUGUUGAGAGGAUGAUGUCUUUCCGCCCCAUCUAUUCCGCUAACCACAAGGAGAGCCGCAUGUGUGUGUGGGAGUGCGAGAACAUGAUGGGCAGACAGUGGGACCUGUGUGAUGACUACCCCUCCCUGCAGGGUAUGGGCUGGCACAACAACGAGAUUGGCUCCAUGCAGGUCCAGUGUGGCGCCUGGGUGUGCUACCAGUACCCCGGUUAUCGUGGCUACCAGUACAUCAUGGAGUGUGACUGCCACGGAGGCGAGUACAGACACUACAGGGAGUACGGAACCCACUCCCACACCCCCCAGAUCCAGUCCAUCCGUAGGAUCCAGCACUGAGCAGAACCGUCUGUGUCCUUCCACCCUCCACUGCCCUUCUCCGCCUCCAAUCCCUCCACCCCUCCGUAGCCAGCCCUGCAGGACGGGCUCAGGCCCCAGAACUGUUGGCUGACCAACUGGUGCUACAUCAAUGUAACAUGUCCACAGCACUUUUUAACCCACCACCUGAGGAAAGAAGAAAGACAGAACUACAAACAGAGAGAACGACAGGCCGAGAGUGAAAUUUGGCAAGUGAAAAUCCCGGAAGGUUUGGUGUUGUAGUCUACUGGCUGUCGACCCACGAGACACCUGGGCCGUUGCUCUUCUUUCAUUGCGACCAUCAUUGUCAUGGUCAACUUCUGUACAAGACUUGACAAAUAAAAAAACAAGCAAAACAGCUAAAAAAAGAAAUAUUGAUUUCAGUCGA